Molecule: messenger RNA, 505 nt
Organism: Symbiodinium pilosum
Lineage: Eukaryota; Dinophyceae; Suessiales; Symbiodiniaceae
Source: the annotation of a GenBank genome assembly
AUUCUGGAGCAAGUGGGUGCCGCGCAGAAUCAAGCAUAACGCUUUUGUCCUCUCCUUGUGGGCUUUCGUGUGGCUUCUCGGCACCUACCCUCUGGGACGUCCCCUGAGCGAGGGAUGGAGAUUCAUGUUCACCGUGUCCUUCUUCGCCCGCAUCGGGUAUUCGGCCGCCUGGAUGUUCAUCACCAACUUCACACACAGUCUUCCUUGGAACGAGUUCCUUGCACAGGACCCAGGCCGUACCUGGCCAGUGCUUCACAACGUGAUGGCGAUGGUUCUGGGUGGAAAGCACCGCUGGAACGAGAUGCUCUUCCACGACGUGCACCAUGCUUUUCCAAACGCCGUUGGCACUCUGAGCCAGCGUGGCCGCUUCCACGGUUGGGAGAAGGUCCACGACGCGGCAGCAGAGGUGCUUCACCGUGGUCUGUGGAAGCCAAAUGGUGAUGAGGAAACCCAGAUGCAGAAGACCCAGCGCAAACGUUCCUUGAUGAUGAAGCAGGGCAAGUGA